Molecule: messenger RNA, 2967 nt
Organism: Hypoxylon trugodes
Lineage: Eukaryota; Fungi; Ascomycota; Sordariomycetes; Xylariales; Hypoxylaceae
Product: NCA2-domain-containing protein
Exons: 2
Coding region: 721-2685 (654 amino acids)
Cellular component (GO): mitochondrial outer membrane
Source: RefSeq, a predicted model, not a curated record
GUGAUCCAGACCUGCGCAAUGUGGCUGCAGAAAUGCAAGAACUUACAUCAGAUAACUUUAUCGGGUAAUCCACGGCAACACCGGCAUUCCCUCCAAUCAUGUCACCUGACCCGGAAGCUGCUCUACCCGAUCAACCCAUCGUUCGUCAGUUCUUACCUAACUCAACCUACGAGAACCUGUUCUUCUAUCGAUAGUGUAACCUUACCCCAUUUAGUUUAGACCAAUCGUAGCUCAUAGCUUGUAAACACAGCUUGAAUUUGAUUGAUUUAUUUUUUUUUUUUUUUCCUACACACGUUUUAAUGACCUCAUCCGACAAGGGACAAACUUACAGCAAAAUAAUCGACUGACCAACGUUCGACCCGUGGAAAUAUUCCACAGUAUCCCACGCCUCGGAAUAUCGCAAUUCCAUAUCGUCUCAUUGUGCAUAGCCUUUCGUUUUCUGCUAGGCGGCAAGUUCCAGAAACUAAUGUUCCUCAUCCUAUUGGUCAACUAAGCAUCAACCUUCAAACCCCGGUCCUCAUCGUGGAAGCCUUCCUUUUGGGUACCUACCUAUUCUACAGGCAUCCUAUCUCUUGGGUUUUGAACAACCCCGCCAUGACAUGAAGUAGAGAAAUCAUCAGUUAUGUCCGAACGUACCUCCGAGCAUCGACCCAUAUAAUAUUCCCUCCCUUUUUGGAAAACCGCAAGUUUACAUACCUGUCUAAGCUUAAUCAGGCGACAAUGUCCCUAGUCGCUGAUCAAGUACUGCGGUUGGACGCACAACUAGACCGCAUCCCAUUUAUUCAGUUGACCGGUUAUGACACCACGCAAGCCCCCAUAGAUUUCAAUAGUCCCCGCGUGAAGGAUUUGUUAAGGGUCAUUAAGGCGUUGUCAGCAACCUCGGGGUCACAGAAUGUUCUCUCAGCAUCCCAAAUUCAGUCUCUUCUCUCCCAAUCAAAACUGUUACCGGAUAAUGGCGAGUACACCUCGGCCAGCCAUUACGAGGCAGAACUCGAGUGGAGAUUGGUUAGCAAAGCUACCGUUCAAACAUACGGUAUCGUUUUAGAUACAUUGCUAGAUCGAAUUAUCCCAUUAAGUGACCAUAUUUGGUAUUGGGACGAUGUAUUAUCGUCACCAACUUACAGCAGCCUGUACAUGGUGCAAACAUCCCCUGUUCGGUUGUGGGCAUGGUCUAAAGAAGUGUACGUGGAUAGCAAGUCCAGAUUUCAACAGUAUACAACCAGCAGCGCUUCGGCAAAUGCUGAGUCGAUCCAAGCCGGUAUUACCCAACGAUGGGGUCGAUUUUAUAGGAUCGUGAGAGAGACUAUACGAGAAAGAUCACUCAUCAACAUCCAACGAAAGAUUAUGUCGCCAGUAGCCAUAUGUCGAUCAGAAGCGCGCGGAAAGCAAGCCAAACUGAAGAAACUUAGGGAAAUAACUUCCAGCGGUCUCGGCGUCUUAAUCGACGAGGCCCUUGACUUUGGUGGCAAUGGGAACGAGGACGGCAAGAGCGAUAUCAUGGUGUCGGACGAACAAGAAUGGAAAGGCGUCGUGGAGAAAAGUAUCUGUUUAAUGGACAUGGUCCUAAAAGAUGCCUUGACAUUGGAUGUUGGUAUCAGCGAUUUUGAAGAUAGAGUCUUUACUGGCGUUGAGGAGGAUCCCGAGUUGUCGAAUUUGAAUGGAGAGAAUGAAUCUGAUAGGGCGGCAUUGAUAGCAAGAAGGCUCCAGGAAUUGCUCGGAACUCAUCUGCCAGAACACGUACGGACAGCCGACAGACUAGUAGCAGAAAAUGGACGACCGUCAAGACUCGUGAGAUAUUGGCUCCCCGCUACAGCACUCCUCCUCUCAUCCACAACCAUUCUUCGAAUAUUCGUCAACCGAAAGCAGGAAAUCUUAGAUUGGAUUAGAGAUUUCGGCGUAACUGUACGAGACUUUUGGUUUAACUGGGUUGUCGACCCCGUUCGAAAAGUCAUCGGCACUAUCCGUCACGAUUCCAAUAGCGAAAUUGCUAUCAUGAGUCGGGAUAGUCUCAAUGCGGAUCGCGAGAGUUUAGAACGUAUGGUGGUCGACUUUGCCCUCGACAAACCAAAUGCUGCGACUGGCGCUCCAUCGGUAUCGGAAUCCCAGGUCGCAGAAAUCAGAGCUAAGGUUCGAGAAGGGGAUGUGACACCAAUCCUCCGUGCCUAUGAGAAAGACCUGCGUAGUCCAUUAAAGGGUACUGUCCGAGGCGAUUUGGUCCGAACGCUGCUCAUCCAAGUCCAGAAGACGAAGGUCGACAUAGAAGUUGCUAUGAGCGGCAUUGACUCUCUUCUAAAGAGUCAGGAGCUCGUCUUUGGCUUCGUAGGACUGACGCCCGGAAUUCUUGUAUCGGUCAGUGUGUUCCAAUACCUUCGUGGCGCAUUGGGAGGCAGAAGAAGUUUCCGUGAAACCCGAAAAUCUGGCAAAUGCGUCCGAGUUCUCCGAAACAUUGACCGUAUCUUGACUGAAGCAAGAUCGCCAUCAAACACCCUUUUGCCUUACAAAGACCAUGGUCUCAUUGUAUGCGAGGUGCAUGUUCUUCGACGUCUCGCACAUAACCUCCUCCCGGCCGACAUUGAGAAGGACUUCUUGGAGGAUUUGGAUGACCUUGCUAAUUUCAAAGGCAUCCAGUCCCAAUCGCGGGCUCUGAGCAGGAUACACUGGGCAUAUUCCAAGUGGUUAAGGUAGUCAGAUGGGUUUUACCGAUUUACUGGGAAGAGUUCGUCCGAGCCGGAACUACUGAACUGGGUACAUGUAGCACGACAUAUCAGAUUAGUGGGCAUUACGUGUAUGUCUCUCAAAGACGGAGUUUUAGUGUCGUUUAAGUUGAGAUGGCUCCUACGCGAAGCCUCUUUGUCAGCUUAGCGAUUGCCAUACAUACAUAUACAUAAGCAGCCCCUGACGUUGUCAAAUAAACUUGUUAGCUACCUAGGUAGUACCAGUACUCACAUGCAUUUUCUUAAGGCAGCA